Molecule: messenger RNA, 915 nt
Organism: Diospyros lotus (date-plum)
Lineage: Eukaryota; Viridiplantae; Streptophyta; Magnoliopsida; Ericales; Ebenaceae
Product: basic leucine zipper 43-like
Exons: 1
Coding region: 104-700 (198 amino acids)
Biological process (GO): regulation of DNA-templated transcription
Molecular function (GO): DNA-binding transcription factor activity
Source: RefSeq, a predicted model, not a curated record
AUUCUACCAUCCCCUGCCAUCUCAGAAGAAGACCAAUUAAGCUUCCAAACAUCAUCUCUCUGAUAUAUUAUUCAUCUCUCUGAUAUAUUAUUAGUUCAUCAGUAUGGUUCCAUCAGAAUUUGCAGCAAUCCAGUACCUGGCUACAGAGUCCCAGUUUCAACCCAACUUUCCCAUGAUUCAAAGCAUCAACACCAUCCCAUCUUUCAACUUCCAAAAUAACAGUUUUCCAAACUAUCAGCUCUCCCCUCCUCUACUCCAUGACCAGUUCACUCCACAGUCGACUUCCCUCAGCAACUAUUCAACCUCAGAUGAAGCAGAAGAGCAGCAGCUGAGCGCCAUAGACGAGAGGCGUCAGAGAAGGAUGAUAUCGAACCGGGAGUCGGCUCGACGAUCGCGCAUGCGAAAACAGAUGCACCUUGACGAGCUAAGGUCACAGGUGUCGAGGCUUAGAACUGAGAAUCACAGCCUCAUGGACAGGCUCAACCAGGUGUGUGAGUGCCAUGACAAGGUUGUGCAAGAGAAUGCCAGGCUCAAGGAGGAGACUUCGGAUCUUCGGCAAAUGCUCAGUGAUCUCCAGAUCCCAGUUUCUCACCCAGCUGUGACUCGAGACCUGGAGGAGCUGACCUGCAACACAGCUCAUCUCAGAGCUGAAUAUUCAAUCCAGUCCCUGGCCACCAUGGCCGCAAAUCUGCUUCACUAGACAAUAAAUUGAACCACUUUUGUUUAGUUAACUUUUAGUGCCUUUGUUAGGGAAGAGUUCUUUUAGACCUUCUCCUUCAUGUGGUGUAUGAUGAGUGAGCGGUACAAGAAGAAAUGGUGCAAUAACAUGCUUUUAACCAUGUCAUUGUCACAGAAUUACAUGGUGGUUGGUUAAUUAAUUUUCAUGCCUUCUCACUGAAAAUUAGUAUGUGAAAA